GGAUCACAUCGGCAGAAGUAGUACAAGAAGGAGCAUGGCGUUCACAGCGGUCGUGACUGGAGCCACGGGGUUCGUGGCAACGGAAAUAUGUCGUCAGCUCCUGGAGAAGGGCUACAACGUACGAGGUACUGUGAGGAGUUUAGCCAGCAAGGAGAAGUACAGCCACCUGCAGGCAUUGGGGGAAGCGCUUCCUGGUGUCUUGACCCUCCAUGAGGCUGAUCUGCUCGCUGAAGGCUCAUUUGAUGAUGUUGUCAAAGGGGCAGAUUUCGUAUUCCAUACUGCAAGCCCUUUCAUCAGGGAAGUCCAUGACCCCCAGAAGGAUCUAGUGGACCCUGCCGUGAAGGGGACCAGAAAUGUGGUGCAAGCUGCUGUGAAAAGCAAGGACACAGUGAAGCGCAUCGUGGUCACCUCUUCCUUUGCCGCUGUUGUGAAGUCACAGAAAGGGCCCCAGAACGGGAGUCUCUUCACGGAAGAGGACUGGAAUGAUGAAAGCUCCUUGGAUGAUCAGCCAUACAGAUUCAGCAAGACUGAAGCGGAGAAGGAAGCUUGGGCCAUCUCCAAGCGGGAGGGACUGGAUUUAGUCACUAUAAACCCUACUUUUGUUCUGGGGCCUGUCGUGAGCAGCCGCACGGAUGCAACCUCCAUCAUACUCUUCAAGGACUUUGUUGAGAACAAGGGCGCAGACAUCAUCCCUUGGCAGGUAGAUGUGCGGGACAUUGGCCGAGCUCAUGUGCUGGCUGUCGAGGUGCCCACAGCAAGUGGUCGAUACAUUGUGUCGCAUGACUCGACGCUCUCCACAAAGUACAUUUCAGAGGUCUUGUCCGAGCGCUUUCCUCAGUACCAAUUCCCCAGUGGCGAGGAUGCACCGGCCAAGCAAGUCCUUGACAAUAGCAAGGUGCAGAAGGAGCUUGGGUUGCAGCUGUUGCCAGCAAAGUUCACCUACAUUGACAUGGCCACCACCCUCAUCCAGAAGGGCAUUGCCAAGCCUGUCGCAAAGUAGGGCAAGCACGUUCAGCAAGCAAAGUUUGUUGAGGUGCCUUGCAUGCAUGAUUCCCCCAUAUGGGAAGAACAUGUACAUAUUGAAGUAGACUGCACAUGCGUACAAUCCCCAUCUGUGCUGACCACUGCAUUGAUCUAAUGCUUUAUGCACCUUGCAAAGAGGUAUUCUUGCCAAAAACGCUGAGAGUUCUGAUUUUUUUUAAUAUCAAGAAUGGUGUAAAUUAAGGAUAAGGCCACAUGUACAUGGUUCAGUGCAUUGAUAUUGCAAUGCUUUGCUCAAACACUUUUGCUGUGCGCACUAUGCUUUGGCGCUAGUUGCAAGCUGCAAUUGUAAGACAAUGGCCACCCUUACACA
This is a messenger RNA of Coccomyxa subellipsoidea C-169, 1354 nucleotides long. RefSeq names its product NAD(P)-binding protein. Gene Ontology annotation, molecular function: oxidoreductase activity, acting on the CH-OH group of donors, NAD or NADP as acceptor. NCBI's taxonomy places the organism in Eukaryota, Viridiplantae, Chlorophyta, Trebouxiophyceae, Coccomyxaceae. The record is from RefSeq and is a predicted model, not a curated record. The transcript is spliced from 8 exons. Bases 35 to 1000 code for a protein of 321 amino acids.